Messenger RNA from Darwinula stevensoni, 1225 nucleotides. The record is from the annotation of a GenBank genome assembly. Lineage: Eukaryota; Metazoa; Arthropoda; Ostracoda; Podocopida; Darwinulidae.
CGGAGGUAAGAGCUUCACAACCGAUAAAGUUGCAGAAAAUUCUUAUUUGUUUCUUCUAUCAAGUCUGACCGGAGAGGAAAAGAUAGACCGCAUGCAAGAUAAAGAUAAGUUCAUCCGCAGCUGCACCUACGAGGGCGUCGACUGUCAAAGCUUAUUUUUCCCCUACGCAAACACAACGUAUGGGAGUUGCUACGUCUUCAACCUGAAAUUGAACAAGGACAAUGAUACAGACGCCGGAACCAGGAAAACAGUUUUCCCUGGUCCGGAUAAUGGACUGGAACUGGAGUUAUACCUGAACGCAAGUCAGUGGCCAUCGAACGUGCUGUCAUCGCAAGGCGGUGUCCGGGUUGUCAUUCAUCGAUCCGACAGCCUCCCUUCCCCUGGGGAAUCCGGAUUCGAUGCACGGACUGGCACGGCCACCAAUGUUGCCCUUAGACAGAUUCCUCACAUUACUAGGAAGCAUCCACAAGGUCUAUUUCAUGCAUUGGAGCAGAUGGAAGUGUCGAGGCUGCCCUACCCCUACGAAAACGACUGCUACGAUUCGUGGGCCAAGACCGGUUACUUCCCAGGCGAUCCAAAGCUCAUCGCCUAUGACUCCUUGGCAACGAUGGUGAACAUGUGCAAUUGCACAUGCCCCUGGCUCCAAGACUACUUCACGUUCUCGAACGGGACGCUCAACGGGACCAGGGCUUGCAACAUUGAAAACUACGAUUCAACCGACAACCAGUGCAUCAACGACGUGUAUUAUGAGCUAACGAGUGGGAACAUCACGUGUCCCUGCAACGCGGAAUGCCAACAAACGGAAUACCAAACGACGAUAUCUUCGUCGGAAUGGCCAACCGCGUCCUACCUGUCGAGCGCGAUGGAUUCGAUGGAUUUGGGGACUAGGUUGCAAACGAAUGAUGAUACGAUGAAGAUGGAGGUGGUCAAAGUCAUCAUCUACUUCUCCUCGAUCGCCCAGGAAACAAUCACGGAAUCUCCAAGCGUGACGGGCACGAGCCUGUUGAGCAACGUGGGUGGAGCCCUGAGUCUUUACUUGGGAAUCUCCGUGGUCAUGAUGUUGGAAGUCAUCGAGAUACUUCCCCUGCUGGUCCUUGCAUUCAUCGGCAGAUGCUUCGGAAUCGGUCAGAAGUCGAUGGAGAAUCAGCCGCCCAAGAGACGAGUGUCCCGUCGCAGCGCCCGCUCGGGAUAUCCCUCCCACCUCGCAUGGGACAUGAAGCACUUU